Molecule: messenger RNA, 1056 nt
Organism: Saprolegnia diclina VS20
Lineage: Eukaryota; Oomycota; Saprolegniomycetes; Saprolegniales; Saprolegniaceae
Exons: 4
Coding region: 102-965 (287 amino acids)
Source: RefSeq, a predicted model, not a curated record
CGGAUGCGCGGGCUCUGAAGCCUGCGUCAUUCGAACGCAUUCGCCGUGGGCACACGAGCGCGUCCAUCGUCGUCGUCGUCGCCCAUCUUCCUGCCACCUCCAUGGACUCGAUGGCCGUCGAGUCGACCGGGUUCUUUGCGCAGAACCCAAACCUGCGCGAGUUCGCCUGCGGUGGCACGGCCGCCGCCAUCAACAUCGUCUUGACCUUCGUGCCCAACAAGAUCAUGUUCCGCCAGCAACUCUAUGGCUCAUCGACCGUCCAAGCGUGGCAAAGUCUCCAGCAAGACGGCUGGAACAUGCUGUACCGCGGCGUGCGCCCGCCACUCAUGCAAGCCGCGGUCGCCAAGUCGUUCAUGUUUGGCCUCUACAACUGCUACAACGACGCGAUGACGGACGAGUAUGGCAACCACAUCAACGGCAUUGCGACGUCGCACUACGCGGCCUUUCUCUCGGGCACGUCCGAGGCGAUUUUGACGCCGUUCGAGCGCGCGCAAACUCUUUUGCAAACCGUCAAGUACAACAACGAGUUCAAGGGCGCGAUCGACGCCUUUCAUCGGAUCAGCAUGCUCGGCGUGCGCGAGCACUACCGAGGCCUCUCGGCCGUCCUGCUCCGCAACGGCCCGUCGAACGUUGUCUUUUUUGGGUUGCGCGAGAACGUCCGGGACUUUUUGCCCGAGACGACGACACCGCACAUGACGCUGGCCGCCGACUUUGUGUCGGGCGCGGUCCUCGGCGCCUUCCUCAGCACGCUCUUCUUCCCCCUCAACGUCGCCAAGACGCGCAUGCAAAGUAUUUAUGGUGGCGAGUACAUUGGUGUCGCCGAGGCCCUGCGACGAACGUACGUCGAACGCGACCACAGCUGGCGACACGUCUACCGAGGCGUGCACAUCAACUUUGUCCGGUCGCUCGUCUCGUGGGGCAUUAUCAACUCGGCCUACGAAAAGCUCAAGCUCCUGACCGAGUAGACGUCCAAGAAUUACAACUACGUGUGCGACCGUUUAGACUAAUUUUUUUCUCGAUACUAAUACUGCAAUUCUUCCUACUGUCUACUGCCUG